AUGUCCGAAGGCAGUGGGGUCGAGGUGGGAACGACUGGAGCCGCUACGACACCACCUGUGACCGAGGAGGACACCUCCGCCGAUGCGGAGUCGACAGGUGCGGUUACCGCUGCACCACCCGAAUAUUCUACAGCCGAGCUCGAGACGACUGGCGCCGCUACUACGACAGCGACCAAGGAUGCCCUUGAUACUACUACUACUAUUCAAAUGCAGACGACUGGGGCCUUUACCUCGUCGCAAAGAGCAGACGCGAUGACAGCCAAUUUGGAGACUACCGGCGCUAUUUCCGCGGCAGCAACAACUGAGCAGUCCUUCGCAUCUAGUGGGACGACGGAAGCUCCUGCCCCGACAGUUACGGAGACCAAAGAUGCUGCCGCGGAGACGGAGUCGACUGAGGCCUUCACCACGGCAGCCCAGGGCACCACCGCUGAAGCCGAGACGAUGGAGACCACCGCGGACGCAGGCGCCGCGGCGAUGGAGACCACAGAGGCACCGCCGCCAGACGGGCAGUACCAGAUUACUGGCAAUUUCACCCUCCAGACUGACAACGGCACGUCCGAGCUGAUAGAGGAAGCCGUGACCAAUGCCCUCGUAGACCAUUUCAACUCGACGGAUGUGCAGGUCCAGGUCGUGGUGACAGACGCAGCUGAUGGCGCGGAUGCCUCGUCGAACGCCACGUCGGCAUCUGGCGGGCGCCGACUGGCGAGUGCGCACUACGUCGACUACACCAUCACGACCACCGCCGCCUCGCUCGCUACCCACCUCGAGGCCGCCAGUCGGAUCAACAGCCCCGAUUUCCUGGCGCUCCUGCACGGCCACCUGCUGGCGGUGGGUGGCAUCACCGGCGCCGCGAUGGUUGGGGUCGAGGCAGUGGGGUCGAAUCUCGCCACUGAGCUGGGCCUGGACGACGGCGGGGCUGCGAGCGCGCUCCCCGUCGCCAUCGGCGUCAUCCUCACCACCGUGUGCCUCGUCUGCUGCGUAACCCGGCGCCGCACGACCAUCGCGGCCCUCCGAGCGGUCCGCGGGCGGCUCGGCAAGGGGCGGCGCCAAGAGGGCGAGGACGUGAUCAUGGACGUCGAGCAGCCGGAGGAAGAGUACCCUCCGAGGCGCCCCAGGGGCGUUCCGGAAGCCGACGACCUGCCUGGGCCAGAGGCGCCGCCGAAGGUCCCGCCAGUCGUCGAGGAGCACGAGGAGCUCCGCCACCUGUCGCCCGCGAGCUGGCUGGGCAGCGCCCCUCCGAGCGAGCUGGGGGAGCCGACGGCCCGCGAGUGGCUCGGGAGGGAGAACUCGUCCUCCUCCCUCGCCUCGAGCAGGUGGUCGGCGGAGUCCGCCUCGGCGCGCUCGCGCGCGCGGCGCCCCGGGAGCCUGAACAAGAUGCCCCGGCCCCGCGCGCGGCCGCGGCCGGAGAGCGACGAG
This is a messenger RNA of Prorocentrum cordatum, 1416 nucleotides long. Lineage: Eukaryota; Dinophyceae; Prorocentrales; Prorocentraceae. The record is from the annotation of a GenBank genome assembly.